AUGCUCGAAGAGUUCAUUUUUGGAAUCAAAGAAGAACAAGAUGUUGAGAAAAACACAGAGAUUGAAACCAAACCAAAGGAGGUUAUCGACCAGAGAAUGACACUUUUUGCCAACCAUUCAUUCCAAGUUUCUCAAGGAAACUGCGUUCGUUUUCCAUCGAAUCAAUUUGGAUACGGUUUAUCCAAUUAUUCUCCAUAUUUUCUACAAGAUUUCACUCAAGUUCUUAAUCGAUAUAUGCAAUUAGAAGCGUACUGUGAUGCAGUUGAUGACUUAUCAGGUCCACUUCCAAAGUCGGGAAAAGCACCAAAUGAACCAGAUCUCUUUCAAGCUCUCUUCUUUCCAAAAAGUAUUGCUCCGAGAACUCCAAUGAAACCAGUUGCCUCAACUCAGAUGACUGAACAAACCCUCUCUGCAAUGUGGUUUCGUCUCGUAGCUCAUUAUUUCGAAUGGCUCGCUGGAAUCUCAGAAUUACAGUAUCUCAACGACCAAGACAAACUUCGUCUGGCAGUUUGUCAACUCUGUAAAGUCAUUUGUUUCUCUGUCGUCUAUGCAAAUUAUGGCUCGAAAAAAGACGGAAAUCAAGAUUUGUUAUUCUUUGGAUCAGGAUUUUAUUGGGAUCCAGCAAGAGGAAAUGACCAAUUAAUGAAUGAUUACUGUCAGGAGAUGAAAAGAAUCAUCAAUCAAGUGAUUCGUCCAGUUGAAAAAGUUUCAAUGACAAAAGAGGAAUUUGUUCUGGUCAAAUUGAUUCUUCUCUUCGAUUGCACCAAUUUGAUGGGAAUGUCAUACGAAGGUCUUGAAUUCACGAGGUCAAUGUGCAACAAAUACAGAAUGACACUGCUGAAUUAUGUCACUUACGGAAUGGAAGAAAUAUCAGAUUCUGAAGGAUGGAGUGAAGAUGAAAUCAAGAUUCAGACAAUCGAAAGAAUGAGGAAUCUGUUGGAUUUACCUAUCGGAGUGGAGAAACUUGGAAAACUAGAUGAUGACAGUUUGGCUGAAAUGGUUCAGAGCAACUACGGUGGAAUGCGUGGAACUCUUCAACAACAGAUUCACACUGAAUCCAAGAAAAUGCGAAAUCAUUGA
Messenger RNA from Caenorhabditis remanei, 1080 nucleotides. RefSeq lists its product as uncharacterized. Lineage: Eukaryota; Metazoa; Nematoda; Chromadorea; Rhabditida; Rhabditidae. Bases 1 to 1080 code for a protein of 359 amino acids. The record is from RefSeq and is a predicted model, not a curated record. The transcript is spliced from 7 exons.